Molecule: messenger RNA, 837 nt
Organism: Raphanus sativus (radish)
Lineage: Eukaryota; Viridiplantae; Streptophyta; Magnoliopsida; Brassicales; Brassicaceae
Product: peptidyl-prolyl cis-trans isomerase CYP19-4
Exons: 6
Coding region: 93-698 (201 amino acids)
Biological process (GO): protein folding; protein peptidyl-prolyl isomerization
Cellular component (GO): intracellular membrane-bounded organelle
Molecular function (GO): peptidyl-prolyl cis-trans isomerase activity
Source: RefSeq, a predicted model, not a curated record
UCAAACAGAAGCAUUCAUUCUUCCUUAAUCCUUCCUGUAAUCUGCUACUGUUUCUCACACUGUGUUUCGAUUGAGAAGAAGCGAUCACGAAGAUGGCGAGAUCUACCUCCAUUCUCUUCCUCACUCUAUUCAUUUUCGCUGCUCUGGCUUUAGUCCAGGCAAAGGAAGAUCCGAAGGAGAUCACUCACAAAGUUUACUUCGAUGUUGAGAUUGAUGGCAAAGAAGCUGGUCGAGUUGUUAUUGGCCUAUUCGGCAAGACAGUUCCCAAAACUGCAGAAAACUUCAGAGCUCUUUGCACUGGGGAGAAAGGUGUUGGGAAGAGCGGGAAACCUCUACACUACAAGGGGAGCAAGUUCCAUAGAAUCAUUCCUAGUUUUAUGAUCCAGGGAGGUGACUUCACGCACGGGAACGGUAUGGGUGGAGAAUCCAUCUAUGGUCAGAAGUUUGCUGAUGAGAACUUCAAGCUCAAGCAUACCGGACCAGGUUUUCUUUCGAUGGCAAACUCUGGAGAGGACACAAACGGUUCGCAGUUUUUCAUCACGACGGUGACAACUAGCUGGUUAGAUGGAAGGCAUGUGGUGUUUGGGAAAGUGGUACAAGGAAUGGAUGUUGUCUACAAGAUUGAAGCUGAGGGGAAGCAAAGUGGAACUCCUAAGAGCAAAGUUGUUAUUGCUGACAGUGGAGAGCUUCCUCUCUAAACCCUAAGCACUUCUUCUUCAUGAAGAGGAUUGUGGGGUUUUUAAGUUGUUCUGUAUUUUAAACACACUCGAAUGCUAUCCAACCGAACAAAAGCACUUCAGUUUCAGAGCUUUUUUUAAAUAAAUCAUUUUCUAAAUA